Messenger RNA from Paramuricea clavata, 2989 nucleotides. Lineage: Eukaryota; Metazoa; Cnidaria; Anthozoa; Malacalcyonacea; Plexauridae. The record is from the annotation of a GenBank genome assembly.
CAAGAAUACAAAAAAUUAAAACAAUCCAAGCAAGCCACGUCUUUACAAAUUUUAUCAAGACAAAAUAGAAUAUUCCAUCAUUAUUUAUGCAAAUUGAACAAAUUCUAUACCUAGAGGACAGUUUUAGAAGGCUACAGCAAAAAUGCCGGCAGAAAACGACCUAGGAGAUUGGUUCAGAAGUAUUCCUGUAGUUACAAGAUGGUGGUUUUCGCUGUCGAUUGUGUUCACUUUGCUGGGACGUUUUGGCGUCUUAAAUAUCAUGUAUAUGUUUUUAAAUUUUGACUUAGUUGUCUAUAAAUUCCAGGUUAGUUUGUACUUGUAGUUGUUUGAAAAUGGGGUUGGUAUAAACGUUUGAGGGAAGUUUGACUUCUUGGUUUUGCCCGUUGCAAAUUUGCUGUCAGACUGUCAGUGGGCCUAUGAGAGGCAUUUGCCCCAUCAUUUGCCCCCUGAAAGUUUCAAAAUGGCCGAUGUUCAGGGGGGUGAAUGCCUGUCAUAACCAGUGCACUCUGUAAUUAUGUAAACUGAACAAUAACUUGGGGAGGGGGGGGGGGUUGAAGCCAGCUAUUUGGUGUAGAAAUUUCAAGACUUUAGCUGAAAGGGAAAUAUUCAAAAACUACAAAAAUAAUUGACAAUAAUUUGCCAUUUUUUGUUGAAUGGCAGUUGUUUUUGUAUUUUCUAAAUAUUUUUCUUUUCGCUGAAGUCUUGAAAUUUCCACACCAAAUAGCAAUUUUCAAUAGCUUCAGUUUGAUAUAUAGCCCAAUGUUGGAGGUCAGCUCAAAACUCAGAAGAACUAUUUUGGCUUCAGCAAAUUAUAGGUGUUAUUGUUCCAGUUUACAUAGAGUUGACUGGUCAUAACUGCACUGGCUAGGAAAAUGGCGACAGCAUUUUGAUGAUUAAUCAUUGUGGUAGUGGUUACCUUUUGAGUUGACAUUCUGUUGAUCUCCAUUCUGUGCUUGUAUGCAGAGUUGGUUAGAGCUGUGCCAAAAUUAUAUGUUUUAGCUUUUGUUCCCCUAAGAUCUCAUUGAUAAUUGCCCAACUCUCUGUCAAUAUUAGGGACAGAAUGAGAUGAUCUGUCUAGACAAACUUGGGUAAAGAAAAGUUGGUUCGUCUCAUAAUUUGUCUGUCUAACUAAAGACAUUUAAUACUUCCAUAUGACUAACAAGUUGUUUUAUUGUAGAUUUGGAGAUUGUUUACAAGUAUUGUGUUCUAUCCACUCACACCUCAAACUGGAUUUCAUUAUUUGAUCAACUUAUAUUUCCUCUAUAGUUAUUCCAAACGAUUAGAGUCAGGUACUGUAUAUACAGGCAAAGUUAAUAUACACAAUUUACCUUCCCUUUAAUUUAAUGGUAAUGCUCCCUGAUGCACCCUAUAGUUUGUUAUUUUACACUGUUUAAUGCGAGACAAUUUUACUUGAGGAGAGUGCUGCCACUCAAUGGGUUAAUUCAUGAACACUCAUACAAACAGUCAGUUCAGAAGCCAUCUACUGUACCACACCUAACUUGACAAUAAUAUUUUCUCAUAGGUUUAUUUGAUGGUAGACCUGCAGAUCAUUUAUUUAUGCUGUUGUUUAACUCUAUAAUUUUGAUUGUAUCCUUGUUCUUAUUGUUUUUGUAAUUUUAUGGUUGUCACUGUUGUGUUGUUGGCGCUAUCCUGUUUAUUGUUGUUGCUGCUGUUGUUGUUAUUCAUAUUGUUGUUUUUAUUGUUGCUAUUGAUGUUGUUACAAUCGUUAUUGUUGUUGUUGUUGUUGCUGUUGUUGUUAUUGUUGUUGUUGUUGUUGUUAGUAUUAUUAUUGUUUUGUUGUUGUUGCUGUAAUUGUUGUUUUUGUUGUUAUUGUUGUUGUCGUUUUAAUAUAUCCUAUUAUUGUUUUGUUGUGACUGGUGCUGUUAUUGUUGCUGUAAUUGUUGUUGAUGUUGCUCAAGAUUGUUGUUGUUUGUUAUUAUUUCAAAGGACAUUUUUAUAAAUGCCUCUUCCUUGACUAAUUUCUUUAACAGAUAAUUGGUUUUCUGAUCAACCUAUUUGUAAGUAUAUUUGAAUAAAAAUUAUGCAUUGAUAAUCCAAAACAUUAAAUCAUGGUGUUAUCCACUUAUGUUGUCCAGUAUGUAUACAACUAUUGGGGGGGGUUAAAAAUGUUGUGUUUUUUUUGUAUGCCUGUUGUUUAGCUCUUUAAGUAACAAAGAUAUGCAAAUAUGUGCAAGUGAAUCAGAUUUAAUUUUGUCAUUUUAUUUUGUUCAAGUUCCUUAUGGAUCCUCUUGUUCUAAGUGUUUUGUAUGUUUGGUGUCAGAUCAACAAAGAUACGAUAGUGACAUUUUGGUUUGGUAUGCAAUUUAAGGCAAGUAUAAUUAACUAUGACAUUACAAAUCACUGUAAUGGCAUUCCAAAUCUUGCUAGUGUAGUUAAUUUAAGUGAACAUCUCAACAAAUAAAUCAAAAUUAUGCUGACCGUGUAUUUCGUGAUUUUUGUACAUGUAGGCAAUGUACUUACCAUGGGUUCUGGCAAUUUUUAAUAUGGUCGUUGGUGGAGGGUAAGUACUUAGCAAGGCAAUUUAUAUAAUGAACAAUUUGUUAUGCCAAGUACUAUUUACAACAUAAAUUAAUUACAAUCUAGUUGUACAUAUCAGAUAUGUAGUUGAAAUAUGUCAUAAGACACUCCGGACUAACAAACAUUAAAGUUUCACAUGUAUUGAGCAUACUAGACAAGAUUUUUAUCUGUUACUCUUAUUCUGUUGAGCAUGAACAUCCUUAGAUGCAAACAAUGCUAUUUAUAUAUAAAACUCACUUUGUGUUUAGCGGUCUGAAGGAAAUUAUUGGUAUAUUCAUUGGCCAUCUUUACUUCUUUCUCAUGUUUAAAUAUCCACAAGAUUUUGGUGGAACAAGAUUUAUCAGCACUCCUGCUCUCCUGUAUGUACAAAGUUUGUAUGAGCAUUUACAAAUAGUACUUAAAGUAAUCUUUAACGUAAGCUUUUUUGUAUCUCUACAGGGUAUGUGCAUGA